Molecule: messenger RNA, 1014 nt
Organism: Sipha flava (yellow sugarcane aphid)
Lineage: Eukaryota; Metazoa; Arthropoda; Insecta; Hemiptera; Aphididae
Gene: mRpL23
Product: 39S ribosomal protein L23, mitochondrial
Exons: 7
Coding region: 532-924 (130 amino acids)
Biological process (GO): mitochondrial translation
Cellular component (GO): ribosome; mitochondrial large ribosomal subunit
Molecular function (GO): structural constituent of ribosome
Source: RefSeq, a predicted model, not a curated record
AUUUAUCAUAAAUUUCUGUCUUUUCCACGAAGGUUUGAAAUAAUAACAACCGCAUGGCGUACUCGUAAUAUUCAUUGAUGCGUUUCACUCGUUCGAGAAUGUCAACUUAAAUGCAUAAGAUGAACUUUAAAUCUGUUGCAGCUCUAUUGGACGGCGUGCACACUGAUUUCACCGUUUCGGUGUUCGAGGACAUUAUUUUCAUCGUCAUCACUCAGAACUCAAAACUGGGAACCUUGUACCUGUUCAAGCCAGAGUGUUUAUCAUCGAAAGACCAAGGAUAUGAUAUAAAAGCGUUAUUUGGUCGUGAAGAUGAUAACUUAACAUCACACAUUCUUCAUAUGUGUAUGUAUAUAUUCCAUCAGCAUCAUUAAACACUGCAUAAUUAUUCAAUAACGGGCAACAGCUAGUAGCCACUUUAAAUGCUUCAGUAACACAAGCAGCAGCUAUCACAGCAUUUGUUGAUGCUACCGCUGGUAUCCUAUUUAUCAACGAGGUAAUCCUCAAUUACGUGUUUUUUUGCCAAAUUUUUGGAUGAAAUUGGUACGGCCUGAAGAAAAACAACCAAAAAAUGUGGUUCAAUUUAAAGUACCAACUGGAAUGACAAAUUAUGAUAUACAAAAUUAUUUAGAAAAAAUUUAUAAGAUUAAAGUUAUUAAAGUUGAAUCAAAUAUUGAAAAUGGUAAACUUAGAAGAGCAAUACUACAAAAAUAUGGACCAAUUGUAAAAGAUGACGACUUCCGUAGAGCAUUUGUUACAUUACCCAGAGACCAAGAAUUUGAAUUUCCUGAAGUAUGUGUUACUGAAGAACAAAAAAAACGUUCUUCUGAAGAUGAGAAAUCAAGUAAAAUGAGUGGUGAAAUGUUUAAAAAUUACUUAAAAAAACAAGCAGAUAGACCGGGAUUACCAGGAUGGUUUUCAUUUUAAGACCAUUUUAUAUGAACUAAUGAAUUUGUGAGCCAUGUAAAUAAAUAUAUGUUAAUUAUAAUAAAUAUUAGAAAUAAUGUAGUUCAGCAA